Molecule: messenger RNA, 3582 nt
Organism: Knipowitschia caucasica
Lineage: Eukaryota; Metazoa; Chordata; Actinopteri; Gobiiformes; Gobiidae
Source: the annotation of a GenBank genome assembly
AUGCGCCAACCAGGAAGCCUUGCAGGGGGAGACAGUACCAAUGACAGCCUGGAUGAGUGGUCAGACCUCUGCAGUGACUAUGAGGAUGAACUAAGAACUGCUAAACGUAAGAAGUCCUCAGCAUAUGGGAUUCAGCCACCCAAGAGGUCCAGGCUUAAAGCUGCUGUGAGGGAGGUGUCCAGUCCCUCUGACAGCUUUGUGUCCACUGCUGACCUCCCCCCAGAGAAGCCGCCCCAGGUCAACACCAGGCGGGCUUCUCCUCAACAUGCGGCCAGAGCCAAAAAUGCCAACAAGAAUAUAACUGCAGAUGACAUCUAUAAUGCAGUGCUCUCUGGGAAAGGAGCCAUGGUGACGGUGGUGGACGAGUGGCUGGACACCUACAAGCAGAGUCGGGAGCUGGGACUUCUGGUGCUCGUCAACUUCCUGGUUCAGUCGUGUGGAUGUAAAGGUGUGGUGACUGAAGAAAUGUUCAGCUCUCAACAGCACGCAGAGAUCAUCAGCACCCUCACCAAAGAAUUCAAUGAGGAUUCAGUGAACUACCCGCUGUCGACCCCAGGUCCGCAGCUGAAGCGUUUCAAAGCAAAUUUGUGUGAAUUUGCCAAAGUCCUGGUUCGAUCGUGUCGCAACAGUCUGGUGUUUGACGAGUACCUGUUUCCUACACUGCUGGCUCUGCUCACGGGACUGUCGGACUCCCAGGUCAGGGCCUUCCGACACACCAGCACUCUGUUUGCCGUGAAGCUGUUGACUGGACUGGUAGAAGUUGCCGCUCACUUGUCAGUUCAGAUCCAAACUCUCCAAAGACGAUACGACAUUGAGUUUGGUAAGACAGCAUUUGAACAAACCCCUGAGAGACUGGAAGAGCUGCACGCCACCAUAAGUCAGCUGCAUGACAACAGAGAGGAGCUGGCGUCCAUCAUGAACGCGACAUUCCGGGGAGUGUUUGUGCAUCGCUAUCGGGACAAACUGCCAGAAAUCCGUGCUGCUUGUAUUGAGGAAAUGGGAAUGUGGCUGAAAACGGAUCCUGAGGACUUCCUCAACGAUGGAUGCAUGAAGUAUCUGGGGUGGACCCUACAUGACAAGCAAAGUCCAGUGCGUCUGCAGUGUGUGCGUGCCCUGCAGGGUCUGUACAAGGAGAAGGAGUUCAUUGGACGCCUGGAGCUUUUCACCAGCAGAUUCAAAGAGAGGAUACUCAGCAUGGUGCUGGACAAGGAACCUGACGUGGCUUUGGAAGUGGUCAAUCUGUUGCUGCUGAUCCAACAGAGCACAGAGGAGGGUCUAACCGAAGUGGAGUGUGGCCACAUCUACCCCCUUGUUUAUGCUUCUCAUCGCGGCCUGGCUUGUGCUGCUGCCAACUUCCUCUACCACAGAAUGGAGUGGAUGGCUGCUGAACAAAAACUAAAAAGUUUUGAGAAGGGCGCUGCUGCAUUCAUUCAGAUGGUCAUGGCUUUUUACAUCCAGUGUGAGUUUCAUGAACACGCUGCGUACCUGGUGGACAGUCUGUGGGAUGUGGCCGGAGCAGAGCUGAGGAGCUGGGAAACCAUGACUGCUUUUCUCCUAGAUGAAAACGGUAUUCAGGACGAGGAGGAGAGUGCGUUGAUCGAGAUCAUGGUGUGUGCCGUUCAGCGCGCAUCACAGGCCACACCACCUGUCGGCCGAGCACACGGCAGAAAGAUUCUGAGUGCGAAGGAUAAGAAGAUCCAGGACCAGGACAGGAGCCGCAUCACAGCACACUUCAUUCCACUACUUCCACAAUUAUUGGCAAAGUACUCGGCAGACGAAGCAAAGGUGACACUUCUCCUCAAAGUCCCCCUCUGUUUUGAUUUGGAGUUGUUCAGCAGCGCUCAGGGCAUGUCCAACCACCUGGAGAAUCUCCUGACUCAGGUCUGUGCGAUCGUGGAGAAGCACACAGACUCGUCCGUGUUGGAGGCCUGCGCACAUUUGGUCAGCAGUCUGUGUUCGGACUGCUACACGUUUUCCUCCCGCGCUCACACUGCUUUUGGUCAGCUGCUGGAUACACUCAGCGACUGCUUCAACAGCUACCUGAGCGAGCUGCUGCAGGGGAGCGCUGAUGAGGAUGAUGUGUACCAUGCGGCUGUUGCCUUGAAGAGAAUUGGGGCUUUGAGCUGUGCUAAAGAUCCCACCGCUUGGAAGCUGUUUGACGGCUGCCUCCAGCUCCUGAGCAGCCGAGUGGAGACUACAGAGGUGGAAGUGGAGCUCAUGGUUUCUGCGCUCAAAUGUGCCGCUUUCCAUUUGAUGUGGGCAAAAGUCAAUACAGUCAACUCCUCACUAAAACAGGCAGAGAUGAAGAUUCUUAAAAGAGAGGUGCGCUCCUUCUGUAAAGUCUGUCAGUCCUGUCUGUCUGUGACUGCAGCUGAAAUCAGAGAACAGGCGUUUGAGCUGCUGUGUGACCUCCUCCUGCUGUUCAGUGAGACGUCUGUGCGCUCUGAGCCUGAACUGCAGACACUGGUGCAUCUGCCCUCGGACUCCCUGCGCUCUGAAAUGGCUGCUUUUCUGGUGGAUUAUGUCUUCACUGACGAUGAGGAGCUCAAUGAAGUUGGCGAGGAGGCAAAGAUAGCCAGACUCCAGAAGAAACGCAAUCAGCUGGCUGGUUACUGCAAACUCGUCAUGUAUGGAGUUCUGGACCUGGCGGCUGCAACAGAUGUUUUCAAACACUACAGCAAGUAUUUUAAAGAUUAUGGCGACAUCAUUAAGGAGGUAAUAAGCAAGAGCAAACUCAUCAAUCCAGUGCUGAGUGCAAAGACCGUGUGCCUGAGUUUGCAGCAGCUUUUCUCCGAGAUGCUGACAGAGGAGCAGAGCAAACAGGAUCUUGGGGAAAUUCGAGAUCUUGCAAAGAGACUCGCGAUGAGUUUUGGCAUUGACCUGCAUCGUGCCCGCGCACCACUGGUGGCUUUGCACAUGGAUGGUGUUGGCUUCGCGUUUCGAGCCUCAGCAGAAGAAGAGCUGCAGAAUGUGCCGUUCCUGGAGAUCCUCACAGAGUUCAGCUUCAAGCUGCUGCCGAAAGAUCGCGCACAAAUCGCUUCACAUGUGAAAUCCCAGUGUCCUGAUGCUGCCCUCUGCUGGUCGCCUGUCAGAAUGUACCUGCGCUCGCUGGAGUCGCGUUCCAAGCCCAAGGAUCAUGGAGAAGGACUGAGCGCAGUCACUUCUGAUCAGAACAGUCCUCUGCCAAAGCGAAAACGAACCACUGUUAAUGCAUCAGCGUUGGACAGCAGCGGCGUCCACAGCUCUCUCACUCCGGUCCUCAGUUCCACUGUCCUGAAGGAACCUUCGAAAGCUCUGGCCUCUGGGGACCACGGGGGCGGUCUGUCGUCAGAGCCACUGUCUGAGGACGACUUCUCCACCACCCUCAGCACGUCGCUUCUUCCCGGUCGGUCCCAGACGAGCACUCGCCGUCUGCCCACUGUCCGACAGGCCGAUCUGAACUCCCACCUCACCUUGCUGUCUCUCAUUGACGACGUGGAAGAAGAAGAGCCUGACAUUGAAGACUUUGCCAGCGACAGCAGCAACACGACCGACUCACAGCACCUCACGACACCAAGCGUUCUGGACACUCUCUUUGACUGA